AGCCCCGCAGCCUCCCGAUUGGCUCAGCCAGUCACGUGGGCGCCCAACUUUAUUCAGUUGACAGCAAGUAGGAGGGCCCUCUGGAAGGGGGGAGAAAAAAAAAGACAGCGCCAGAAAGGGGGGAAAAAUUAGUAUUUUCCAUCUCCCGAAAUUAAUGGCCAUGAGUUCGUAUAUGGUGAACUCGAAGUACGUGGACCCCAAAUUCCCCCCUUGCGAGGAGUAUUUGCAGAACAACUACCUGGCCGAGCAAGGCUCGGAUUACUACGGCGCCUCGCCGGACCCGGAUUUCCAGCACCAGGGACUCUACGCGCGGCCGAACUACAGCGGGCAGCAGCCCUACAGCUGCGGCAAUGGCCAGGGUUCGGCGGUGCAAGCGCGGGGUCACGGGCAGGAGCAAGCCGGCCUGACGGGCCCUUUUCCCGGGCAAGGGGAGCACUGCCCCCCGGCCCCCGUGCCUGCCACCAGGACUUGCAGCCAGCACCCAAAUCUCAAAAGCCCCAACGGGUCACCCGCCGCAGCAGCAGCCGCAGCAGCCAAGCAGCCAGCCGUGGUGUAUCCCUGGAUGAAGAAAGUCCAUGUUAACUCUGUAAACCCAAACUACACAGGAGGAGAACCAAAGCGCUCCCGCACAGCUUAUACCAGGCAGCAAGUCCUUGAACUGGAAAAGGAAUUUCACUUUAACCGGUACUUGACCAGGCGCCGCCGAAUUGAAAUCGCCCAUACGUUGUGUCUCUCCGAGCGGCAAAUUAAGAUCUGGUUUCAGAACCGAAGGAUGAAGUGGAAAAAAGACCACAAACUCCCCAAUACCAAAGGCCGCACAUCCAGUUCGUCCUCCGCCUCCAGCCAACACUUACAAACUGUUUCCAAGGAACACCAAACGGAUUUGACUACUUUAUAGGAAACUUGGAAACAAGUCUUGUUUUCUUUUUCCAGGGUUUUUUUUUCCCCUUCGGAAUUAGGCUGCCCAGAAUGCAGGCAGUCAAAAUACAAGCACAUAGUGACACCGAUACUCAUCCUGCUGAAAGGGAAAGCAAGGUGUAACAGUUGACAACUUUCCAAUGAGUCGCCUCCUGUUUUCUAAGACAGUGGAGAGCAAUGUUACGGGGACCACAGGAGUGACGGAAGUCAACCUAAACAUUCAAACAAACCAAUUCUGCUUCCAGGUGGUGAGAAAGUGAUAUACUGUAUAUCUAUCUGUCUAUACAUAUAUAUAUAUAUAUGGAAAACAUAAAUGAAUCAUAUUAAUAUUUUCAAAUGAAAUUCCCCUGGCAGCACACAGUCAGGCGCUAUUGCAGACAACCCAUUUGGGAUUGCCCUUGUAAUCGACCAGGAAGGGUUUGGGUGCUUUGAGAUUAGCUGUUUUUGCUUGGUUUUCAUCAUUCCAGGUGUUAUAGAGCAGAUCCAAAACCGACCUUUGCCUUGAAAACAGGCAAAACAUUCUCUUUCCAUUUCUUAGAGUACUUUCAAUAAACAACCUUAAAUUAAAAGCUUACCCAAUUCCUCCACCUUUUCAGGAAGAUCUUUAAACAAUGAAGUGAAAACGGGUUAUUUUCAUGUGUUGGUGAUAUUGUUAUUAGCCUAUGUAUUUAUUUGUUAGUUAGGAAAAGGGGGAAAAAAAGAAUCAAACCAAAAAUAUCAACAGAGAUUAAAAGCAAAACCUCCUGCCCGCUCCGCUGCUUGGAUUUUGUUUUUGGAAAAACUUGAUUUCCUUUGCUGCUUUUCUUUCAGGUGUUUCUGUACAUAGGAAAUCUUUUCCCAGUGGGGUUUUUCUUUUUUUCAGAUGAGAUGAGAAAGAACUGGGAUCUUUUAAAAUUUUGAAAUGGACCCUUUUGUUCAUGGCUGGUACUUUAAUCCAACAGAGGAGGAGGAGGAGGAGAGGAGAGGAGGAGGGAGAAAGUGGAUUAAAUCAACCACAAAAGCCAAGCCUCUCCCCCCCCACCAGUGUAGUAAAUAUUCCACGUGAUUCGUGACCCUCAAAUUUAUUUUAUGUUCAUCCUAGAUUACUAUUUUUUUAUUAGCCUCUUUUAAUUUAAUUUAUUGUGUUGGGAUUAAAAAACAAAAGAACAAAACAGAGAAGGGGUAGAUUCUGUGGUUUGGGUGGAAAGAUCAGUGCUUUCUUUUGAUUCAGAUGUAAAUACAAGAACUUGGAUAUAUGUUAAACAGAUUUUCAACAUAAAGGCAGCUCUUAUUGAGAGACGAACAAGUAACGAUAAACUUUGGCAGAAAUUUAUGUCUUUUGCACAGAUGAGAAAGAUUUUUGUAUUCUUUGCUUUUUUCUUUUCUUCUUUGAAAAAAAAUUAGGUUUGGCCAAAAGAAUUUAAGUUCACACCAUUCUGACAUAAAGGAAGGUUUCCCCCCCCCUCUUAAAAUCAUUUAUUCUUUCCAACCUUAUCUUGGGAAAGGAACAAAGCAAAUGUGUCUCUUCUGCCCGUGUUCAGUUGGCAAAGCAGGGAGAAAGGUUCCGGGUUCAAGUAUUAAACUCACAGUCCUUUUACAUUUACAAUUUGUGCUUAAGCAUGUUUAUUUCCAAGUAAAUUCACUAGGUUUAAUGGAAUAUACCAUCUCAAAUUCUAUCCACGGAAAAGUUUUGAACUCGGGAACCUCACACUAACAUACAGGAAUCUCAUUUCUUUCUUUCUUUUUUUUCCCCAGGCAGAUUUAUUUCUAGGCAUGUUCCUUGAUUUAAAGGAAAACAAUAAAAGAAAUAAUAAAGUAAGGGAAAGAAAAGGACAGUUCUCCCCCCCUAAAUAGUGGACAUCUCAGAGACUCACACUUAAUGUUAGUGGAUCUUAAUAAACCUGGUAGUUAAAUUAUAAAGCUUUCGGAUAGGAAAAUUUUAGGAUUAAUCUCCUAGCAGGCUCUUCCUUUCUUUCUCUUUCGGUGCCAGAGCCCUUUCUUUGUCCCCUUUUGAGCUGAACCUCCUCUUGGUCUCAGGCUCAGCCUCCAGCGCUGGCUCGUUCCGGUUUUUCCCUUGAAUAUGUGCCCGUCAUGAUAUUAAAGAUGGAUAUUUGGGCAUUAUUUGUGUCAUUGUCUCUAUGACAAAAAGCACCCCCGUCCAUUCGAGGGAAGAGGACGCCUCCACGUUGAGAGGCUCAAAAGGUAUUUCUUUGCUCUCGCUCCCCUUUUCUUUCUUCCUUUUUGUUUUUACUGAAGUUCAGCUCAACUGUAGAAACAGGUUCAUCCAGAGGACAAAUUUUCUAUGUGAUUAGCCGUAUUGCAGCCUGGAGGAAUGACCUCUAAACCCUUAACCCCUUGGACAGGGGGAGUCCCCCUUCCUUUUCGGCCGCCCAGCAAACCACAAGGCUGUUUCAAACCCCCUUCAAGCCUAAAUUCUGAGGUUCUUUUUGUUGGAAGCGCCCACCUAACUGCUAAUUGAGGUGGGUUGUCUCUGGGUCUUUUUCAAAAUCCUCCUCCUGCAAUUGUUUGAAUCCGGAGGAAGGGGGAGUUCGCAUUGGGCCUGGUUUGAACCACUAUCGCAGCCCUGUUCUGGCCUGAGCAGGAAACCGGCAGCAUCAAUUCCUUGGCAACCUCAACCUUUGCCUACUUACUAGCAGGCAAGUCCCCACUGCUUUUUCAGCAGCCUAAGUCUUACAAUCUUGCUUCUUCUGAAGUUUUUAUUCUAAUGGGCCAUUUCCCCAGUAAGAGAUUUCAAUACAAUUGCUUGGGAGAAAAUCUGGGAAAGGCGAGAGAAGAAGGGAAAUUUAUUUGGUGUUUUGGGGCAAAGUGUUUCUCCUCCAAACAACUUAACCGGGGAGUUGUAGUCCAGCCACUUUAGUCGAGCUAGAUUUUUUAAAACUUAAUCCUGUUGAGGACCACAGACCCAAAUAAUGCUAUCAUAUUUGUUCAGAAAUAAACUCCAGGGAUUGGAGCACAGCAAAGGCCAAUUAGCCGCAAAUUCUGGUUGACUAACAGGAUGAGGGUGAGGAAGGUUGUAAAAUUAAACACCCUAGGAAAGCUAAAAUCUCUCCCCAUCGCUGCCACCCCCAUUCCCCAUGCACAGUGACACCUAUUUCCCAGUAAACAUGUUCUGAAGAGAACUGCUGUUGGGACAAAUUUUACUCCGCUAUAUUGCUCUUCCCUCCCCAAACCCAUGAAUUGAAGAGGAUGCAGAAGGUGUGAAGAAAACAGAACUGGCCCAAGUCCUUUGUAAUGUUAAUGUCUUCUUGACAAAUGUUUACUUCAAACUAAAGUUGACUUGAGAGAGUGUGUUUGAGUGCAGGGGAAUCCUCUUUGAGCUUUUUUUUAAAAAGUCUUAAAUCUUGGUGGUAUGUAUGUUAGCUCACUCUUGAAAGGAAAUGAUAAAGUGGCCAAGUAUCAAAGGUUUUCUAUUUGAUGGCUCCAACAUUGUAAACAUUUGGUCAAAAAUGUGAAUGAAAAUGCACGUGGGUGCCCACUGUUUACUUCCUACUAUCCUUUUUCGCUGUUUCUGGGAGGGAGGCAGCAAAGGAGGCUGUUCUGGCUGGGAGUAAGCUAGGAUGGUACCUCCAGCAAAUAGAAGUUGAAGUCAUUUUCGUUCCUCUGCGUAGGACUAUCGUCUUUGGGUCCAAUUGCAUUGUCCAACAAAAAAAUCUCUG
Thamnophis elegans (Western terrestrial garter snake) is the source of this 4574-nucleotide messenger RNA. RefSeq names its product homeobox D4 (gene HOXD4). Gene Ontology annotation, biological process: regulation of transcription by RNA polymerase II; embryonic skeletal system morphogenesis; anterior/posterior pattern specification. Bases 155 to 898 code for a protein of 247 amino acids. Gene Ontology annotation, molecular function: RNA polymerase II cis-regulatory region sequence-specific DNA binding; DNA-binding transcription factor activity, RNA polymerase II-specific. NCBI's taxonomy places the organism in Eukaryota, Metazoa, Chordata, Lepidosauria, Squamata, Natricidae. The record is from RefSeq and is a predicted model, not a curated record. The transcript has 2 exons. Gene Ontology annotation, cellular component: nucleus.